AAGGUUGCAACACUGUGCACAUCAUGUCUUGGCAUUAAUUCAGCUGGAGCUGUGGAGAGUGACAAGCUAGCCAAAGAUGAAAGCAAUGCCUCCUGGUUACUGAAACAUGACAAAUCAGAGGGAGAGUGGAAGAAAAGCCAUUUAUCACAAAGUUGGAGUUGACAACAGUUUUUCUGCAGUGUUGUGCAUAGGUGCAUUUUCCCUCUUUGAGGAGCAGUGAUAUGGACACCAGGUGUGGUGACGCUGAGCUCUCUGUGGGUGUGUGUAGGAUGUUGUGUCAGGGCUAAAGCCCAUCCCUCUCCCAUGAGCCUGUGUGCCCACACACACACCUGGCGCCUCCACGCACACACCCGGCGCCCACGCACGCACAGCCGGCACUGACGCUGUGAACUGGACCCUCGGAGCCCAGCCGAUCCCAGCUGAGCCAAGCGGAGCGGAGUCUAACCCAGUUGGAGCCUGAGGAUGUCAACAGAGACAGAGCUACAACCAGCGGUCAGGCCCAGCAGCGUAAGACGGGACUCCAAGAGGAAAGGGCAGGAUCGCAGCGAGACAGCUCUCAUCAGGCGUUUUAAGGGCGAUGGCGUCCGCUACAAGGCCAAGCUCAUUGGCCUGGACGAGGUUACCGCCGCCCGUGGAGACAAACUCUGCCAGGACUCGAUGAUGAAGCUCAAGGGUAUAGCUGCAGCAGCACGGUCUAAAGGAGAACACAAACAGAAGGUGUUCCUGACCGUUUCCUUUGGAGGGAUCAAAAUCUUUGAUGAGAAGUCAGGGGUCCUCCAACACCACCAUGCUGUCCAUGAGAUCUCUUACAUUGCCAAGGACAUCACGGACCACCGAGCCUUUGGCUAUGUCUGCGGAAAAGAAGGGAACCACCGCUUUGUGGCUAUCAAAACCGCACAGUCGGCUGAACCUGUGAUUCUGGACCUGCGGGACUUGUUCCAGCUCAUCUAUGACAUAAAGCAGAGAGAGGAGAGGGAGAAGAAGGCCCAAAAAGACAAGCAGUGUGAGCAGGCGGUGUACCAGACAAUACUGGAGGAGGAUCUGGAGGACCCUGUCUACCAGUACAUUGUGUUUGAGGCGGGACACGAGCCCAUCCGUGACCAAUCAGAAGAGAGCAUUUAUCAGGUUCCCACCAGUCAGCAGAAGGAAGGGGUCUAUGACGUCCCAAAGCGACACCCAAAUGGACACAAAAAAAAACCCCACCACCGUCACCAGCACCAUCAUCAACAUCAUCAUUCUCAUGAACAACCCUUUCACCAAGAACAAACUGAACAGCAGCAGCAGUCGCUGUCAGGGGCACAUCUGAUAGACUUAGACCUGGAUAUGGUGACUCAGAAUAUCAACCAAUUAGAAAUUUUUGGAGACAUGUCUACGCCUCCUGACAUCACCUCUCCAUCUACUCCCGCCUCUCCAGCCAACACCCUGGACCCCUCACAGGGCUUGCAGCCUCCCACGGAACUGUUUGCUCCCUUCAAUCCUGCGUCUGUGCCCUCAGGUUAUGUGACGAUGGGAGCAGUACCUCCUGGCCACUGGUCCCAGCAGGCUUUUGCUGCCCAGACUCCGCUGGCCUUCGGGGUCCAGUCUCCUCUAGGCCCGGUGGCCCAGGUGCUGCCAGGUGGCCAGCCUCUCAUCUGGGGCCAGGCCAACAUCUUCCCUGCCACCCAGCAGCAGUGGGCAGCCAUGGCAGCAGGAGCCUUCCCCCCCACAGCCUACCUCCCAGCCCAGCCUGUGGGCACCCUGCCCGCCGCCAUGUUCCAGACUCUCACCCCCGUCACGACUGUGACUCCAGCCGGCGAGAGCCAUUCGAGCACUGGAGCCAGCGCUUCAGCUCCUUCCCCUUCAGCAUCUUCGAGUCCACAGCAUGGGGAGAGAGGAAAGAAGAUUGGAAAGGAGAUGUUCAAGGAUUUUCAGCUGGCGAAGCCUCCGGCCAUGCCUUCGAAGAAGGCUGAUCAGCCCAGUUUAGCAGGAACCUCAGAGGCAUUCAGCACUUACUUCAACCGUGUGGGCACUGCCCAGGACACAGAUGACUGUGAUGACUUUGACAUUUCUCAGAUGAAUCUGACACCAGUCACCUCCACAACACCAUCCACCAACUCCCCACCCACCCCAGCUCCUAGGCAGAGCUCCCCCUCAAAAUCCUCAGCCUCUCACGUCAGUGACCCCCCCACCGACGCCACAGACCCCCCCACGGACGACUCAUUUGGCGAAGCAGAGGGCAGUCCCAGUCGCAGUGGAGAGGAAGAUGCUGCAUGUGGUUCUGGGUCGCCCUGCCCCAGCGAGACAGCAGAGCCCAGCCCAGAUCAGGCCAGUCCAGAGGCUGGGAGCUAGAUAGCAGCAGGGCAAGAAGAGGAAAGACCCUCUCUACGCCCAGAUUAACAAAGGGAAGAAAUAAAGAGACAUACAGGAAGACAGACCUGACCAGCACUGAGAGAACAGGAGGAGAACCCUUAACCUCUGUUUGUGUGAGUGCGUGUGUGCGUGCAUGUCUGGCACAUCCCCGCCUGGCCAAGCCCUUCUUCUUCUCCUCCAGCUAACAACCUCCCAGGAGGAGCUUCCACACUCCCACAGUCCUCCUCCUCCUCCUCCUGUCUGCAGUCUUUCCUCCUCCUGAGAGGGGAGAGCCCUCUUGGUCAUUCACUCCAGGCAGGAAGGGAUAUCAAUCACUGAGACGGAUCCAGUUCUCCCUCCACUGCGCUGUCUUCUCCUCUCCUCUCCUCCCUUCUCCCUGUGGCGACUCACACCCAGCCUUACAGAUAGAACCUGCUCCUCUCCUCUCUGCCCCCCCGUUCCCUUCCUCCUCCUUUGCUCUCCUUCCUCUGCCUCCUGUGUCUGGCCAGAGACUGUGCUGCCAAGAAGGGACUGAAUCAUGCAGUGCCUCCCCGUCUCUGACACUCCCUCACACACGCACGCUCAUCGGGAUUAGAACGAUCACCUUUUGUUUUAAUGGACAGAAUCUCCAUCUGUAGUGAGGAGAUCCCAUAGGAGGAGCCAGACUAUUAAUGGGCCUAUCAGGGAUGGCCCGUUACUGGGAUCACUGCUUCUGAUUGGUUGGCUGGUUCGGGGAGUUUAACCCCAUUCUUGUGAGUGUCUGCUGGAUCACUAUGCAGAAACAGACUCUCUGGGAGCUACUCACACACCAACGACAUACAUCUUGCACACAGGAAUCAGCUUACAUACUCUCACACAUGCAAACACAUACACACAGUCCACCUUCUCUGACAUGCAUACACACAGUAAUUUGCCAAACGUCUCUCCUCGCAGACAGACUCAUAUAGAGGCCAGAGGACCAGACAUGCUGAAGAAAAGACCCUGAGAGGGAAGUGUUGCAAGUUAAACAGAUUCUGUGAUUGAACUGUUCAUUCUCUAUAGCUUUUGUACAAUACUGAUUAAAAAAGAAGAAGAAAUUGAAAAAUUUGAAUUUUUAUUUUAUAAGUCAAUCAAGCCGCUGGGGUCAGCUCUAUAGGAGAUAUAGAGUCAACAUGGCUUUAAGGCAUCUGAUCGUUGGUUUGCCAAACUCAUUUUGUAAAUAAUGAUAACAACCAUUCUGUCCACUGGACUUCUGUGCCAUAAAAUAGGAAGGCUUCAGUUAUGCAACUCUUGACGUUAACCCAAGCAAUACCAACAUAUGUUUUCUUUUUCCUGUUGUCUGUUUCAUUCGCCUCCCCCCCCUUCUGUGCAUAGAUGUUGUGAACCAUUAAUUACUCUGGUUCCAGCCCUAAAGCCUGCACCGUGCCCUUCUGUGUCUUCUUGAGUUCCCACCUAAAAACACUAUAUCGCAGUCCUGAGCUUUUGUAUCACAAGACUAUCAUUUUUAUGUUGCAGGCAGCAGUCAGGGUCUCACUCACUCACUGUAGCCCAGACUGCUCCUCUCCUCCAUCCCAUUCUCCCAGACUAGUCUAGAAGAUAACAGCGAUGCUCUGCCCAUCUGUCUGUCUGUUGGUCAGGUGCCAAACUGCUGCUGUCUGAGUGUGGACUGCAGCAUCCUCUGCUACAACUACAUCAACUGUGAUGCCAAUGACUCCCUAUUUUAUGGCCAGAGUCCCCAUGUCACUCGAGAACUCUUUUGGACUAUGAAGCUGAUUAACUUUAAAACUUUGAGAACUAGAUGAUGAGCAAAGACGUUGAAUAAAAAGGGAAACGUUGCUGUUUGAGUACAUAACAUUUCUAGACCUAUUUUAACUUUACCUCAGCUAACAGUUUCUUAAUGUAAAUUGACACAUUAUUUUUAUCUUUAUGAAUAUGACAUUCUACAGUGGGUUUUUAGAUGAUUUUUUUUGGUUCUAUCUUGAUUUACGUAUUCCACCAUGUAUUACUGUUACAAAUAAACACAUCCCAAAUGACUAA
Messenger RNA from Oreochromis aureus, 4344 nucleotides. It is a transcript of the gene dab1a, whose product is annotated as DAB adaptor protein 1a. Lineage: Eukaryota; Metazoa; Chordata; Actinopteri; Cichliformes; Cichlidae. The transcript is spliced from 19 exons. The coding region runs from base 463 to 2328 and encodes 621 amino acids. Gene Ontology annotation, biological process: ventral spinal cord development; lateral motor column neuron migration. The record is from RefSeq and is a predicted model, not a curated record.